CUAUCGUCAAUCACCAUUGACCAUACCCUAUUCUUACAAGAUUUCCGUCUGAUGGCCUCUCCCCACCCCCACCACCACCUCCACCACCACAAUAGCCACCCCAGCACCACCAUCCCAACCAGCUGCUGUUGUUGCUGCUGCUGUACCCCAUCUCCCCACCCUCCACCACCAGACCCACUUCUGCAAUCUCUAGCUUCUCACCUCCUCCACACUCCUCCAGACCAACCCCAUCUCUACUCUCCCUACUUCAACACACCCUACGACCCCCACAACCUCCACCACCACCACCACCACCACCACCACCAAACCCAAUACCACCCACCUCAGCCCCACCAACAAAAACAGCAACGCCACCACCAGAACCACCCCCAACCACCCCAAAUCCAACCCACUGUCUCCUCCCUCGUCCUCCGCAUCGCCGCCCUCGAAUCCUCCCUCCGCCACCAGUUCUCUGCCAAUUCUACUGCUGCUUAUUCACUCAGAGAUGCUGCCGCCCGAACCAUCCAAACCCACUUCAGAGCCUUCCUGGUCCGCAGAUCACGAACUCUACGACAACUCAAAGACCUCGCUUUCAUCAAAUCCACUCUUAACACUCUCAAAACCUCUCUAUCUGACAAUACCCACUUUAAUUCUCAAGCUCUCUCUCGCAAAGCCAUGGACUUGCUUCUCAAGCUCGACUCUAUUCAGGGUUUUGAUUCGAUGAUUAGGGAUGGUAAAAGGUCGAUUAGCAGAGAAUUGAUUCGGUUUAUAGAGUUCAUUGAUGGGGUUUCUUCGAGAAGGAAAGAACUUUCAAGCAGAGCAACGAAGAAUGUGAGAUUUGUUGGUAAUGGUAAUAAAUCUAGGGUUUCGUACAAUGGUCACAGGAUGGGCAAUGCUGAUUGUGGAGAUAUGGGUGGAAAUGAGAGAGAAUUGAAGGAGAAAUUGAGGGUUCUAACUGAAAAAAUCAAUGGGUUUUCUGAGAUUUCUGAAGAGGAUGACGAGGAAGAUGUGGGACUUGAAAACCCUAAUGUUUCCAUUAAUGGAAAGGUUGGUUUUCCCCAAAAUAGAAAUGGGAUUCAACCCAAAGCAAAGAAGAAUGUGAGAUUUGCAGAGAAUGGGAAUGUUUAUAGGGUUUUCAAGGAUACCCAUGAGCCAAUUUCAAGUGGGGAUGUUAAUAGUAGUGAUGGGAGUGGUUCAAUUGAUGAUGAGAGAGAGCUUGUGGACAAUCUUUGUAGGGAAGUUGAAGAAAUUGGUGGUUUUGCUAAGGAAAUCGAGGAUGAAGAGGAAGGAAUCAUGGAUGAUGGAGGCUCUUCCAUAAACAUGGAUGGUGAAAGAAACCCUAGGAGGAGUUUGAGAGCUGAAGGUAACUAUGAAAUUAAUGGGCAGCAUCAGGGUCAAAAUGGGAACUUUACCUUCUCUGCUCCAUUGCCUGUGAAGAUGGAAUCUAAAGCUGAUUUGAUCAAGAAGAAUAAGUCGUGAAAAUAGUUAAUUGAAGGGCCAGAACAUGAGUUAGGUUUAGCUAGUCUCACAAUUCCUCUAAACGGUUGCAGCCCUCCCUCCCGUUACCGCUCCUAUUCUCAUUCCGUGUGAUUUAAAUUUUGUCACUCUCUCGCAUUGUAUCACUUAGGUUUAGCCCUGCAACUUUUGUGGUUUACUGGAAAAUCAGAUUUUUCUGUUACGAAAUUUUGUUCUAAUUGUUAGUUUUUGUGUUGAUUAGAGAAGUGCCAGAAAAAUGGUUUGAGGUUGGGACUUGUGAGUUUAUUCUCAUAACCAUCAUCUCAUCCAGUGUAACAGAGGGUUGUGAUUUUGUGACUGUAACUUGUCCCCAAAGGGUUUUUGGUGUUAGUGAAAUAUGACUCUUUUCACAAAGUGUCAUUUUGUGACU
This is a messenger RNA of Cornus florida, 1864 nucleotides long. RefSeq names its product BAG family molecular chaperone regulator 8, chloroplastic. Gene Ontology annotation, molecular function: protein binding. NCBI's taxonomy places the organism in Eukaryota, Viridiplantae, Streptophyta, Magnoliopsida, Cornales, Cornaceae. The transcript has 2 exons. Gene Ontology annotation, cellular component: plasmodesma. The record is from RefSeq and is a predicted model, not a curated record. The coding region runs from base 52 to 1458 and encodes 468 amino acids. Gene Ontology annotation, biological process: protein folding.